Zingiber officinale is the source of this 741-nucleotide messenger RNA. RefSeq lists its product as uncharacterized. Bases 1 to 741 code for a protein of 246 amino acids. Lineage: Eukaryota; Viridiplantae; Streptophyta; Magnoliopsida; Zingiberales; Zingiberaceae. The record is from RefSeq and is a predicted model, not a curated record. The transcript is spliced from 9 exons.
AUGGCCUGCAAAUUAGAGGACGAAUCAGAAAACGGGUCAGAACCCAAAACGAGUCACGAGUCCGAUAGUAUAAUUUGCAUUUACCUCGGACUAUCAUUUUCUUGCAAGAAGUUGAUUGCUGGAAAAUGGGGGUCCGGGAGCCCGGAGUGCAAAUCUUAUCCCGUCGCAGUCAUCGCACAUGGAGCUCACUGGGACGGAUCUAGGCGAGGGCUGGAGGGGGCUGAAGCCCUCACCAAGAUUUGCCGGAGAAAGCCAAGGAGGAGUCCCGGUGCACUCUUGGAGAAGCAAAUUGUUAUUGUUUGCUCAAAUUUGGGAGUCUUGUCAGCAUCAGUAUUAUUAGUUCUUGCAUUGAUACGCCCCUAUCAGUGGCAUAACCUUCUAAUGCCUGUUUUGCCGAAUGACAUGCUGGACUUUCUUGAUGCACCUGUUCCAUACAUCAUAAGUUCAGUAGGACAUUGGAUUAAGAUAGACACUAUAUCUUCAAGGCUCCUGCUAGCAAAGCUUGUUGGUGAAAGCUACCUAGCCCAAAGAAGACCUGUGUAUGAGUGCACAGAUGUUCAGAUUGAAGCUGCUAAAGGUUUCUUGGCAGUUAUUAGGUUGUAUCUUGAUUCAUUUUGCUCCAAUCUACGAUCCCACACUAUCACAAAUGCGCAAUCUAACAAUGACAAGGUUUCAGUGCUGUUGACAGAUAGUUAUAUGGAUUCUUUUCCAUAUCACGACAGACCUUUUAUGAAGGAUUAA